ACUCUCGAUCGAAUAGCGAACAAGAAUAGUGAAUGCGUCAGUCGACGUACCUGUAGGGGAUAGUACGGUUUAAGCAUCGAAGAACGAAACAACCUUCUAAAUUAUGCUGGAGAUACUGUCGAGAGCGUGAAAUUUCUUGCAAGCAAUUUCCGUUCCGUUCAUCAGCGAUCAUCAUCGUAGAGUCAAAUGUAGAUCUUCAAGAACACGCAGGAAAAAUAGACGGAAUACAUAGAGUUUUACAAGAGAAUAUUUCCUCGUAGAUGUCCAAGUUGAUUUGCACAAGACAUUUUAAAAAGGAACCACCUUUGAUCUAGCCGAGAUGGAAUUUUACAGAAUAUUAUCCAUACCGAUCGACGAGGUAGAUCACAUAGAUUAUCGAUUCGAGAACAGAAGAUUAAUGAGCUUCACUAACUGCGUAUCGACCGUAAAUAGCCGGCACUAUUUACAAUAUUAUAAUUUCGCAAGCGCCGGUUUCUAUUACAUCCAAAAUGAUGAUAAAAUAAAAUGCUUCGAUUGCAACAUCAUCAUAUCCGACUGGAAGGAUAUAGAUCCGAUGGCGAAGCAUCAACAACAGUUCCCAAGAUGUAGAGUCGUCCGCAGGAUACCUUGCGGGAAUGUACCGAUCGGUGCCAAUCCGAGUAUGAUUCCGCUACGCGUGCCAAAAGUGACAGAAAUAUGCUCCUCAGACCGGUUAAGGCUAAAUCCCAAUCAAAUGAUCGAGGUCUACUUUGAUGAUAAAGAGGUCGUUAAGGAAGUUAAGAUCGGCGAUGUAUGGCGCGCGAAGUAUCCACAUUUUGCUUAUUACGAGCGUCGAUUAGAGAGUUACGUGUCGUGGCCGGUGACGAUCCCCCAGAAAAAGGAAGAUCUAGCGGCCGCCGGCUUGAUAUGUGCAAAUGACGGCGAUAUAGUCACAUGCUUCUAUUGCGGCCAAGCUUUGCAAAAGUGGGAAGCGACAGAUGAUCCCAAAAAUGAGCACAUCAAGUGGUAUCCUGAUUGCGCGUUCAUCAACAGGCUGCUAGCGGAAAAUCAAUCAUAGAAGAGCUCCAACGUAUCGCGAUAGAAUUUACACAUGUUAUGACACAUAUCUAUAUUUUGCGAUUAUUUAUAAUAUGACGUGAAUAAUAUCUGCGAGAUAUCUGCGAAUAAUAUUACAGUCACAUAUCAGAGAUUAUAAACACAUGCUUUUUAUUCAUUUGAACAUGUGUGACAUACAUAUGUGUCUUUUAAUUAUGAGAUGACAUAAUGAUCUAGUUUCGUAAAUUGGUGAUUUAAUGACAUGAAUAAUUAAUCUGCAAAUAUAUACAUAUGACAUAAAGAUAGAAAUAUUGUAAAAUUCAAAUCGCGAACGAAAACAUUUAUUACAUCCUUACAUCUGAUUAUAGUACAUACACGAUAAUACGGUCCCUUCAUUGCAUUGCUUGUAAGGAUUUUCAUAAAAAUACGACGAUUGCUAUCUCCGGAUCACGUCUGAUUAUUCUAUAAAUAAAGGACUGCGAAAAGAGGUUUCUCUCAUUUGGAAACGCGCAUAUACGACACGCAUAUAUUAGCAAACUAUUAGUAGUAUUAUUUUAAUUGCUACUGUGUCCCGUAGCCAUAGUAUUGUCAAAAUGAUCUUUUAAUAUAAUAAAUAUUUAUUAUAAAAUAUGACAUGAAUUAGACAGAACCCAUGUGAUAAAUAUUU
Molecule: messenger RNA, 1681 nt
Organism: Camponotus floridanus (Florida carpenter ant)
Lineage: Eukaryota; Metazoa; Arthropoda; Insecta; Hymenoptera; Formicidae
Product: death-associated inhibitor of apoptosis 1
Exons: 2
Coding region: 320-1036 (238 amino acids)
Biological process (GO): regulation of cell cycle
Cellular component (GO): cytoplasm; nucleus; spindle microtubule
Source: RefSeq, a predicted model, not a curated record